Molecule: messenger RNA, 835 nt
Organism: Scleropages formosus (Asian bonytongue)
Lineage: Eukaryota; Metazoa; Chordata; Actinopteri; Osteoglossiformes; Osteoglossidae
Product: peroxiredoxin-6-like
Exons: 5
Coding region: 80-751 (223 amino acids)
Biological process (GO): cell redox homeostasis; cellular oxidant detoxification
Cellular component (GO): mitochondrion; cytosol
Molecular function (GO): peroxiredoxin activity
Source: RefSeq, a predicted model, not a curated record
CGGUGUUAAAAACGUGUGUAUACGCAGCAGUGGUGCUGCUAAGUUUCAGUUCGCAGCUGAGGUUGAUAUCGCUGCAGUCAUGCCUGGACUCCUGCUGGGAGACGUUUUCCCCAAUUUUGAAGCCGACACAACCAUUGGCAAGAUAAAAUUCCACGAGUUUUUAGGAGACUCCUGGGGCAUCUUGUUCUCCCAUCCCCGCGACUACACACCUGUGUGCACCACCGAACUGGGCCGGGCAGCCAGACUGAGCCCCGAGUUUACCAAGCGCAAUGUGAAAAUGAUUGCCUUGUCUAUUGACUCUGUGGAAGACCACCUUGGUUGGAGCAAGGAUAUUAUAGCGUACAACAAUGAGGCGCCCAGCUGCACCAUGCCUUUCCCCAUCAUCGCGGAUGACAAGAGGGAGCUGGCUGUGAUGCUGGGAAUGCUGGACCCAGAUGAGAGAGACAAGGACGGCAUGCCUCUUACUGCCCGUUGUGUGUUUAUAAUUGGUCCAGACAAGAAGCUGAAGUUGUCCAUCCUGUAUCCUGCAACAACGGGGCGCAACUUUGAUGAGCUGCUGCGGGUCAUUGAUUCCCUGCAGCUGACGGCACAGAAAAGAGUGGCGACUCCAGUGGACUGGAAGCUAGGGGACCGCGUCAUGGUUCUUCCCAACAUCUCGGAGACAGAGGCUGCAGCUCUCUUCCCCUCUGGCGUUAGCACCAAAGAACUGCCUUCUGGGAAGAAGUACAUGCGCUAUACACCACAGCCAUGAGGUGGCACCACAGGAUGCACCCCCUGCAAAGGAUAAUGUGUGUAUGUGGGGGGGGGAAAUAAACUUUCUAUAAAUAUCCAAAAA